Microsporum canis CBS 113480 is the source of this 726-nucleotide messenger RNA. RefSeq lists its product as hypothetical. The transcript is spliced from 2 exons. The record is from RefSeq and is a predicted model, not a curated record. NCBI's taxonomy places the organism in Eukaryota, Fungi, Ascomycota, Eurotiomycetes, Onygenales, Arthrodermataceae. Bases 1 to 726 code for a protein of 241 amino acids. Gene Ontology annotation, molecular function: acyltransferase activity, transferring groups other than amino-acyl groups.
AUGGUGCGCCUUGUCAUCACCCGGGUCACUGAUGCGGACUGGGAUCAGCUUGUAGAGGUUCAAUUUAAAGCCUUUGCUUCCGAACAGUUCUGCCAAUUCGUCAAUGGCAAAGACACUCCUUUGAAUAGGGAGCGGUGCAAAAAGAAAUACACUUGCCAUGAACCUGAAAUAUGGGGUGGUGCGCUUUGGCUGAAAGUCAUUGAUGCAGAUGAGGUCCCAAGCAGCCAUGGCAAAAGCAAUGGCAAUGGGAGCGUAAAUGGGAACGGGAACGGGUGCUCUCCAACCAUCCUUGGGGCCGCGCUCUAUAGGCUUAAUCCAAAUUACUCGGCUGAAGAUUUGAAGCGGACUGACUUGGAACCUGAAAGUUUUAAGUGGCUGGACGACCCGGAGGAACGGAGGAUCGCAGUGACAGUGAUUCACGAUGUGAUGGACAGAAAGCUUAGGUUCAUCAAAGAGCCGCAUAUCCAACUCUCCAUUCUCUUUGUUGCGCCUGACCACCAACAUAAAGGCAUCGGCGGCUCCUUGGUAAACUGGGGAAUUCAGCUUUCUAAGCAAAUGAUGCUUCCGCUUUGGGUUGAGUCGUCGACCACAGCGUAUAAUCUUUAUUUGCGCCGCGGGUUUAAAGACCAAAUCCGCUCAAAGGUCAUUAUAGGGUCCUGGGACAUCGAAUAUUCAAUUUUGAAAUGGGAGCCUGAACAAAAGCACCAGGCAGUCAAGGGUAAAUGA